Molecule: messenger RNA, 224 nt
Organism: Dentiscutata erythropus
Lineage: Eukaryota; Fungi; Glomeromycota; Glomeromycetes; Diversisporales; Gigasporaceae
Source: the annotation of a GenBank genome assembly
UACCUAUAGUGAAUUACAUUAUGAAUCAACCUAUGAACCCGGUUGUGAAUCAACCUUUAAGACCUCAGAAUGCCGAUAUUCACGUAGAUUUUAAUAAUCUUACUGCCAACCAAAAAUAUGAAGAUUUAACUAAAGGUGCAAAUCCGUUUGCCAAAGUGCAAAGAACAAGAAAUCAAGAAAUUCUUCCAUUCCAGACUAUUAUUUUUUCAGGAUCUUCUUUUUAA